AUUUGGUUCUUUUAGCAACAUUCCAUAAAUCGAAACAUUUCAGAGUUUAUUCAAUGAAUUUCAAAAAAUGGACCCACAAAUUUCUAUACAUAUCAUUGAUCUUUUAAAUAAGUUGAAAAAUUAUUAUGAAAAAAAUCCCAAGAAGAAAAAUGCCUUUCAACGAUCUGUGACAAUAUUAUCAUUUGUUUCUAGUUUUCAUCAACAAAUUCAAAAAUUGACAAUCAAUCAUGAAGUAUUGUUUCCAUUUGAAGAAAAUGAUUAUGAAAAUGCUGUCAUUGAAAUGAAAAAAACUUAUCUAAAUGACAAACAAAAACUCGGUGAAUUUGCUCCCGUUCAUAUUGAUUUGAGUUUUGUGUUUAGUAAAGAAAUUAUUAAAUAUUCAUCAGAUUGUCAAUUUAUGUUGAAUAUCAUUCUGGACAAAUCAUUGCCCGAUACAUUACCAUCUAUCACUGUCACAUCAAUGCUUCCAGCCAAUAAAUGUCGUAUUGAUCGAUUGAAUCGAAUUUUCGAGCUGUUUUGUGAAAAAUAUCAUGAAAAUCAUGAUUUUUUAUUCAAUCUAAUGUUUCAUAUGAAUCUAUUCGUAAAAUAUCUAUUUCAAAUUAACGCUGAUGAUAUGAUUUUUCGUUUAAACGAAACAGCCAAGUUAAUUUUGGAACUAGUAACAAAGCCCAUUGAUCCAUUGCCUAAAGAUGACUAUUAUUGGAGUAUGCAACAAAUUCUUGAAAAGGAACGUCCAUUAAAUGAACAAAUAAUAAAUGAUGAAUUGAAAAAAAUCAACAACGAUAAAAUGGUGGCUGUAGAAUUAGAUGAAAACACUAUACGAUCUGCCAUUGGUGAUUCUUCCAUUGUUCCUCCACUGAAAUCAACUGAAUUUGAUUAUACUGUCUAUUCGGGCAAAACGAUGAUGUCUUGUCGUAAAAAUGCAGAAAUAGAUCUAAUACCGAUGAACAGUAGAUAUUUUUUCUAUAAAUUCGGAGACCUUCUUUUCCACUCCGUAUUUUACGAACAUAUUGGAUAUGAUAAAAAGCAAGGUGAACAAUAUCGAUAUUCACAAUUUGAAUAUGAUUUUAGUUUGUUAGCCCGUCGUCUUCGUGAUCUUUAUCCAGAAUUUCAGUCAAACAUGGAAUACAUUCUUAAAAAAAUUCAAGAAAUAAUCGAAGAUAAAAUCUACAAUAUAAUUAAUCGAAAAAGAUUUUUUAGCGAUUAUCAUCAUAUUGAAUCAAAAUGGUUAAAAUCGGACAAAUCCACAGAGGAAAAAGUUAUGCCCACAAAAUUGUCAAUUAGGAUUGCAAAAGAAAAUUUACCCAAAAAAGAACAAAAUAUGGCUUCCCUUGGUCAAAUUUGUUGGCUUGAGUGUUUUUUAGAUGAUUCGAUUUGCAUUGAAGAUAGUAAAAUAUCAAGAAUUGUAAUUUCAAUGGUGGAAUCACUCAACUUGUUACAUGAAAACAAUAUGUUUUAUGGUCAUUUUGAUCGAGAGAAAAUUUACAUUGGACAACAUGGCGAUCUAAAACUUUAUGAUGCAUUCUUAGAAACAUUUAUUACGAACUUGAUUCCAAUCAUUGUACGUUCGUUAAUCGGUGAUCAUGAGCGUGGAAUCAGAAAAAUAGAUCUCGAUGAAUUUUGUGAAAAUUUUCAUAUGUCUCACAUAUAUGCAAAUGAAAUUUUCAACUUUGGUGCUUUUGUACUGGCAAUCCAUACUGAUUUCGAUAUAAAUCCAUUGCCACCAACUAUUGACCAUGAUAUUGACAAUGAAAAUAAGAUCAGAUCGAAAAAAAAUUUAAAGCUUAUACCUAUGACAAGAGAUCCAGAUUUUAAAUCUUUGCUCAAUUUAAUUUUACUCUGUAUGGCUUCUGAUCAUAACAAACGACCAACAAUCAAAGGUCUUUUCAUGAAUGAUUAUAUUAAAAAAUGUAUAAAGGAAGAAUUCAUUAUUCCCAAUGUUAAUCGAAAAAAUAAUCAAAAUUUGAAUCCUUUUUUGUCGAUUGAUAUUGAUCAAGCAGCUACUUCACGGCUUAAAUCUGAGUUCAUUGUUCAUGAAUCCAUCGGUCAAGGAGGUUUUGGUUUUGUCUUGCGGGCUUUGAAUAAACUUGAUGAUUCAACUUAUGCUAUAAAAAUAGUAAAAUUUCGUGAAAAUCAAGCCAAACAUGUAAUGAACGAAGUACAUCAUCUUUCUCGAUUAAAUCAUCCAAAUGUAGUACGAUAUUAUUCAUCGUGGAUAGAUGAUACUAAAUUCGAAGAUUUUGAAAAUGAUUUAAACUUGUCUUGUUUGGAUGAUCAAUCCGAUGAUUCGAUUAUAACAAUUGAUUCGCCAUCAAAUAAAAUGAUUCCUAAGAAAGUUCUAUGUAUCCAGAUGGAACUAUGCUCAUCAACAACUUUAAACAAUUUGAUCAAAUCUAAUAAGAUUCAAAAAGAAACAAAUUUACGAUCAAAAAUCUUUAAACAAAUUUGUGAUGCUAUUCAAUAUAUACAUUGUCUGGGAAUCGUGCAUCGUGAUCUCAAACCAUCCAACAUUUUUUUCGAUGGCGAAUAUAAUGUAAAAGUUGGUGAUUUUGGACUCGCUAAACUUGAUUUGGUCCCUGUCAGCACUAACAAUGAAAAAUCUACGCCACAACAAUGUUCACGUAAUUCAUCGUCAUAUAAUUUAGGCACAUAUUUAUACAUGGCUCCAGAAUCUCGUAACUUAGGUGCUUAUAAACCAGAUUUUAAAAUAGACAUUUUUGCACUUGGUCUGAUCUAUUUUGAAAUGUGUUAUUUCAUGAAGACAGAUUCUGAACGUAUUCGACUUUUAAACAAAUUUCAAAAUCGAACAUGUGAAAUUCUGAAAACUGUAGUGAAAAAUAUCGAUCCAAAUGAUUGGAAUCUAAUUAAAUUAAUGACAUCGUUUGAUCCGAUCAAACGACCUACUGCUAAAGAAUUGAUUGAAAUAAUGCAAGAUUUAAAGUUUUUAAUGACAUCGAUCACGAAUAAGAAUUAUUCCGUGUUGGAUAACCUCGAUUCUACACGAUAUCGAGAAUUAAUAUCGAAAAUCUUCGAAUCGAAUAAUAGAACUCAAGAAGAUAUAGUUUAUGAUUUUAGAGCUAAUAUUAAUCCACGCAAUGUUUGGUCAGAAGACGAAUUCAAUUAUAAACUUGUGUUCCUGAAUUUUGCCAAAUGGACGCUUGAAUUGCAUUCAUUGUUAUUUGGUGCUGUUCAAAUGCCAAUACCAAUUGUAAUGGCGAAAAAUUUUUUGCAAAAUCAACCCGGUGACCGAAGUGUUUCUUUGAUUGACCGAAAAGGAACACACAUUGUUUUGCCUGAUCAUCAUCGUGGUAUUUUGGCUCGUUAUUUGGCUUCCAAUCCUCACAUAACAUUAUUGCGUCGUUUUUGUAUUGAAAAAAGUUUCGUUCGUGAUAUUCAAUCUGUCAAUUGUUUCUCUCAUUGCAAUGAAUCAACUUUAGAUUUAAUAUUUCCUGACACUUGUCAAUCUUCAUGGAUUUUACCUUAUGUUGAAAUUAUUGGAUUUGCUCUGCAAAUAUUGCCCACCUUUUUGCCAAAAUUUAGUCAUCAUUCAUCAAGAAAUUCUUGUUCCAUAAAGCCUUACGUUGAUAUCGUUGUAUCGAAAGAUUUGGUUUUGAAAUACGACCAUUCAUCAUAUAAAUUUCAAAUUCAUCUCACUAAUCUAAACAUUUUUUCCAUGAUAUUUGAACAAAUGGAAUUGCCACAAGAUAAUUUUACCUCAUUGAUUCAUCUAUUAUCCCAUUCUCAUGAUUUACGUGCUAAUAAGACAGAAUUCACAAUUGGUAUCAAUACUAUGUUUCCGCAGAUCAAUUCAAGCCAAUCGGAAAUACUUUUUGAUUUGUUCAAUCUAUGUGAAACGAGUGCCAUAAAUUUAUACAACAAAAUUCGCCUUAUCUUUAUUAAAUAUUCGAUCGGUGAUGAGAGUUCUUUAUCAACAUUGGAAAAUCGAGUGAAACCACAUAUUAUCGAAAUGGAAACUAUUCAACUUCUUUCUCGUACUUAUUUUUGUGAUAAAAUUGAUAUGGAAUUUAAUGAUUUGUUUGAAUUCAAAUUCAGUUUGUUAUAUUUAUCAUCUGAUUCUUAUUAUUAUAACAACAUUGUUAUUAAUAUAUUGUUGGCAAGCGAUGGUCAAUCUUCGAAAUUGAUUUCAACUGGUGGACAAUAUGAUAAUCUAAUUAAUAGUUUUCGAUUACAUAUGAAGAUGCAAAAUAUGAAACGUUUAUAUGCAGUUGGAAUUUCUAUCAAAUUUGAUCUACUAAUUGAAUGUAUGAAGCUUUCUAUUCUUUCACAAUUGAAUACUCCAUUCGAUUUUGAUCAUUCAUAUAAUCAAAUGCUCAAUUAUCGAUUACAGAAAAUUGUUGCAAAUUCAUGCACUGGAUCUCGUUUCAGUAUAACUGAUAUCAUUGUGAUUCCAUAUAUUGUCCAAUCUAAUCAGACCAACUCAAACGAAUUGAAAUAUCCAUUAGAUAAAGUUUGUAAAUUCAUUCAUAAACUUCGUAAUGAUGGUUAUUCUACGUCAGUUGUGGCUCAUACAAUUGUAAUGAAUUUUGAUGAAAAAAUGGUUGCCAAAUCCAAUUAUUUCUCUGACAUUUAUGAAAAUGCCAAAUAUCAGGCCAUCCAAUUGAUUGUUGUUAUGCAGAUUAAUGAUGAUGGAUCGGAAAUUAUUUAUUGGCUAAACAAAAUCGAAAACCGACUUAUUAUAGGUAGAAAUGUUUUCCAAAUCAAAUGCCUAACGUUGGAGUCAACUAUUGGCAAAAUAUCUGAACUAUUAACCUACGAUCAAAUCUCGGCUGAGCGAUAUGUUGGAAUAUCGGAAAAACCAUCACAAAAACAAACUAAUCAAAGUAUUACAACGAAUAAAACUUCACGAAAUAUCCAACAAACAUAUCUGUCGUCUCAACCGGAAUCAAUAGCUGAUGAUCGACGUCGUCAUAACAUUUUGCAUACAGAAUUACAAAAAAUAUCUUCAAAUCUAUCAUUAGCUUCACAAAUUGAAUUCAUAACAAACGGAACUGAUAGACGCCGUCAUUGGACCAGUUUGAAUGCCGAAAUUCAAAAGCUUGGAACGAUACUGAAUUUGUCCAAUCCAAAUCUGAAAAUUUUGGCUGUUGAAUUUCCCUUCAGUACAGUGAAAAAAAUUGCCAAACUUAUCGAUAUCGAUAACUUAAAUAGCCGAACAGUCGAUGUAAUCAUGAAUCAGAAUAUUAUUAAUAUUAAACAAUCGCUUAAAGAAUCGUAUCGUUUGUUUAGUGAUUCAAUCGAUAAAACAAUCAAAGCAAUUUGUAAUUUUUUCUCAAAAAAUACAUCUCGUUCCGGUGGUGGUGGUGGUGGUGGCAAUAAUAUGAAUGGAGCAAUCAUAAUUCUAAUCACUUUCAGCGAUCGUUAUCAAUAUCAAUUGAUUAACUCGAAUUGAAAUUUGAGGAAAUUUUUUGUUCAUUUUUUUUUUGGUUGCCUUGAAUUCUUUUAUUUCGAAUUUUUUUUCUUUUUAGUCAUUUGAUUUGCAAUGUUUCUUCUACAUAAUAAUAUUAAUGAUAAUACAAUACAUACAUAUACCACUACUAUUAUAACCAUUUUGAAAUUUUUUUUCUUUUCAAAAACAAUGAUAUUUAUUACAAAUGAUAGACACACCCACACACACACACAUUUUGAGCUUUAAUAAUU
Messenger RNA from Dermatophagoides farinae (American house dust mite), 5658 nucleotides. RefSeq lists its product as uncharacterized. The record is from RefSeq and is a predicted model, not a curated record. Lineage: Eukaryota; Metazoa; Arthropoda; Arachnida; Sarcoptiformes; Pyroglyphidae. Gene Ontology annotation, cellular component: nucleus; cytoplasm. Gene Ontology annotation, biological process: protein phosphorylation. Gene Ontology annotation, molecular function: ATP binding; protein kinase activity.